Plasmodium berghei ANKA is the source of this 3138-nucleotide messenger RNA. RefSeq names its product zinc finger protein, putative. The coding region runs from base 1 to 3138 and encodes 1045 amino acids. Gene Ontology annotation, molecular function: ubiquitin protein ligase activity; zinc ion binding. Gene Ontology annotation, biological process: protein ubiquitination; Ras protein signal transduction. Lineage: Eukaryota; Apicomplexa; Aconoidasida; Haemosporida; Plasmodiidae. The transcript has a single exon. Gene Ontology annotation, cellular component: cytoplasm. The record is from RefSeq and is a predicted model, not a curated record.
AUGUUUUAUUUAAUUGUGUAUAGUCAAGAUAAUAUUAAAAACGUUAAACAAUGCCUAAGUAUAUUUGAAAAUAUAUAUAUUUAUAAUGGAAAUAGAGUAGAAAAAAUAAAUUACAAAAAUUGUACUGAUAAUAAGGAAAUUGAAAAUAAUUUUUUAAUAAAAGAAAAAGAAAGUAUACAAUACAAAUAUAUACAAUAUUUAAAUAAAAAUAAAAUUGAAUAUUAUGCAUCAUCAUUUAUAGAAUUAUAUGUAAAUAACACAGAAAAUUUUGAUUUAUAUUUAAUUAAAGGAAAUGAACAAAAUACAAUUACAAAUAAAAAAGAAGGCACAUCACAUUAUUUAAAAAAUUACACAAAUUUUGAAGAUGUUCGAAUAAAAGAAAAAAAAGGAAAUACUCCAAAAAACGGAAGGAAUACUAAAAAAGUUAAUUCAGAAAAACAAACAAAUGUUGAAAUAAAUAAACUAACAAUUAUAGAAAACCAAAAUCAUCAAAAUGAACUUAAUAUACCAUUACACAGAUCUCAUAUGUUAUUUAUUUUAUCAUUGCCAUCUUAUUUUAUUUUUUACGAUUUUUUUUCUUUAAUAUUUGAUUAUAUCGAUUAUAUAGAUAAAAUAAAGAUAUUUUAUGUUAAAACAAACUUUGACGUAUUUACAAAAAAAUCAAAUCAAAUCAAACAAGCCUCUUUUAAUCAUGAAAAUGCCAGUAGUGACAAUUUGGGUAAAAAUUGCGAAAAUCAAAAUGGAAAUGGAAAUGCACAAUUUGAGAAAUUAGGAGAACAGAAAAGUCGUUCUUCAAAAUCCAAAAUCCAAAAGGACAUGUUUAAAAGUAUUUCCAACGAUAUUUAUAAUCAAAAAAAUAAAGAAAGUUACAUUUUGACGAAUCAGAAAUUAAAAUUCGAAUCAAAUGCUCAAUCAGAUUCCACCUUAAAUAGUAUCACAAACUCAAGUGUAGAAUUAUAUGAUUUUUUUUCAAUACAAACUAAAAAUAUGUUUAUAAAAAACAAUACAAAUAUAGAUUGCCAAAAUAAUUCGAUAAACUAUGAUUGCAUUAAUUUUGUACAAAAUGAUCAAGGUAUUAACAAUAAAUUAAAAAAAAAUAAAAAAAAAGAGAAAAGUGUGAAAAAAAUACGACAAAAAAAUGAAGAACAUACGAAAGAUAACAAUCCAGAUAAUAUAUCAAAAGAAAAAAAAAUUCAAUUUUAUAAAAAUUUAUACAAAAUUUUUAAAAAAAAAUUAAAAAAAAAAAAAAUAUAUAAAACAUACUCUCUUUUAAUAUUAUUUAAAACACAAAUAUAUGCAGAUAUGUUUUAUAAAAAUUUUCAUUGUAAAAAUAUAGAUUUAUUAAUCAAAAAAAAUAUAUCAAAACGAAAUAUAAAUAAUUAUCCAGUUUACAAAAGUUGGAACAUUUAUUGUUUAUUUGUUAGUGUUGUAUAUUAUAUUCUAGACCAAAAUUAUGAACACGAUCAACUCAAAAUAUCAUACCAAGCAUCAGAAGAAAAAAACAGUGAACAAAAUAAUAUCACAAACAUAAAAAUAUUACAGAAUAACGAAUCACAACAAAUGUUAUCCAAAAUGAAUGCAAAUUCGAUGAACACACCUAGCGAACAAAAUAAUCAAACUGACAUUACAAAUAAAUCAAAUACUCUAAUUAUUUUAAAUAAAAAACAAUCUGAAAAUAAUGAUGCUAAUGAAAUUAAGCCAACAAAAAUAAUACAUCCUAUAAAUAUUUUCGAUAUAAAUAAUUAUGAACAAUUUUUUAAAAAUGUUAUAAUUGACGGGAAUAUAUGUAUAUCUACUUGUAUAUUUUGUAUGGAACGUUUAGGAAAUUUUAUAUAUUAUAUCUUAACACGAAAUAAAAGAUCUGAUAAAGAAUUAUAUAAUACUAAUAAAUAUUAUACAUCCGAUAAUUAUAUUAACAUGUCAUGUAAUGCAUGUAUGUUCAUAAUUUUUUAUGAUAUUGUUUCAGAAUAUACAACUAAUUAUUUUUCAUAUGUUAUUGAUGAUGUUUCAAAGAAAAGUUUAAGCCCUCAAAGAAAUGAAAAUGUAAAUGAUUCAAAAAAAAACGAAAAAAUAUAUUUAUACAAUCAAGGAAUGAAUAAAAUUAUUCAAUUAAACGAAUUAGUAAAAAUAUUAAAAUGUAAAAAUUGUAAUCAUGUUGAUGAUUUAUGGCUUUGUUUAAUUUGCUCGAAUAUUGGAUGCGGAAGAUAUCAAAAAAGCCAUGCAAAAAUACAUAGUUCAAACUUUAAUCAUAAUUAUUGCAUAAAUUUAAAAACAAAAAAAAUAUGGAGUUACCAUGAUGAUUCAUUUAUAGAGGAUACAAUAGAUGCUCAAAUAAUAAACAACAAUAAUGAAAAUAUAACAGACUUUUCAAUUAAUAAUAUAUUCGAGAAAUAUAGCCCCAAUAAUCAAAACAAUCGACAUAGUUAUCAUACUAGCAUAGUAAAAACAAUAAUUGAUGAAAAUGAAAAUGAAAAUAAUAAUAAAAUAAUAAAAAAUAUAAAAUAUGAUAAAACAGAAAGCGAAAGUGAACAUAUGCAUACUCAUAUAUAUAACGAAAAUGAAUAUUUAAGAGAUGAUGUAGAAAAUUUAAAAUAUGACACAUUAUAUGAAUAUAAUGAUGAAAUAUAUGAUAAAAUUUUUGAUAUAUUUACUAAUGAUACAUAUAUUGAUGAUAAUUUAAAAAAUGAAUUAUUAUAUAUUUUAUAUUCUAAACUUUCAUAUGAAUCGAAUAUUUAUAACAAUACUUUAAUUGACUUACAGUAUAAAUAUCUUAACAAAUUAGAACAAAAAAAAAUAUACAUAAAAAAUAUUCAAGAAAAAAUUAAUGAAAUUAAAAAACAAAAUAAUCAAAUUACCAACUAUAUUCAUCAUAUCGAUCACUUAAUAAAAACUAAAAAUUCAGAAAAAAUACAAAUGCAGAAAAAGAUUGAUUUUUAUAGAGAACUAAAUAAUAAUAUAAUUGCUCAAAAAAAAAAUGACAAAAAUAUCAACCAAAGUAAUAAUGGAAAUAAAAACCAUAACCAACCUAAUAAAAUUGAUGAAAAUGAUCAAGAUACUGAUUCAAAAAAAAUAAAACACCUAGAUCAAACUAUAGAAUCUUUACAAUCCCAAAUUGAUAAGUUAUUAUUAGAUUUGUAG